Amaranthus tricolor (Joseph's coat) is the source of this 2290-nucleotide messenger RNA. Its product is annotated as ABC transporter F family member 1-like. The transcript is spliced from 6 exons. The record is from RefSeq and is a predicted model, not a curated record. Gene Ontology annotation, molecular function: ATP binding; ATP hydrolysis activity. Bases 204 to 1994 code for a protein of 596 amino acids. Lineage: Eukaryota; Viridiplantae; Streptophyta; Magnoliopsida; Caryophyllales; Amaranthaceae.
ACUUCAUUCCAUAGCUUUUUGAAAUUUUAUUGGUAACCUCACACUUGGUAGUCUUACUUUUCUCCCUCUACCGUCCGAUUCUAGGCUUUCUUCUACACGUCCGUCGGAAACCCUAACCCUAGAUCGCUCAUUGUUCCUUUCUCCCCCCCAAUUUCAGCACCGAUCUUCUUCUUUGCAGUCUUCCGUAUCCUUAAAGUUUGAAAAUGGUUUCUGACGCUAGCAAGAAGAAGGCUGCUCAGAAAAAAGCAGCUGCAGCAGCUAAGCGAGGAGGAAAGGCCGCCACAUCGUCAAAGGCGGCGGCUGGAACUGCAGCUAAUAGUGUUGAUAAGGUUUCUAAUGGAGUUGGCAAUCUUACGAUUUCUGAUCGGACUUGUACUGCUGUUCUCUGCUCUCAUCCUUUGUCCAGAGAUGUUAGGAUUGAGUCUUUAUCCGUCACAUUUCAUGGACAUGAUCUGAUAGUCGACUCGGUACUGGAGCUGAACUAUGGAAGACGUUAUGGUUUGCUGGGAUUGAAUGGUUGCGGGAAAUCAACCCUACUUACUGCAAUAGGAUGCCGCGAGCUUCCAAUUCCUGAGCAUAUGGAUAUCUAUCAUUUGACAAGAGAGAUUGAAGCUUCUGACAUGUCUGCCCUUGAGGCUGUAAUAAGUUGUGACGAGGAAAGGGUGAAGCUAGAACAAGAAGCUGAAAUAUUAUCAGCUCAGGAGGAUGGUGGUGGGGAGAGAUUGGAACGUAUAUAUGAGCGUCUGGAAGCCCUUGAUGCAUCAACUGCUGAGAAACGUGCUGCUGAAAUUUUGCACGGUCUUGGAUUUAACAAGAUGAUGCAGGCAAAGAAGACUAAAGAUUUUUCUGGUGGUUGGAGGAUGAGGAUUGCUUUGGCACGGUCAUUAUUUAUGAAUCCCACUAUUUUACUGCUGGAUGAGCCCACAAAUCAUCUUGACCUUGAAGCUUGUGUCUGGCUUGAGGAGAAUCUGAAGAAUUUUAAUCGCAUCCUGGUUGUUGUUUCACACUCACAAGAUUUCUUGAAUGGUGUUUGUACAAAUAUUAUACACAUGCAAAACAAGAAGUUGAAGUUCUACACUGGUAACUAUGACCAGUAUGUUCAGACCCGUUCUGAUUUUGAAGAGAAUCAGAUGAAACAAUACAAAUGGGAGCAGGACCAAAUAGCUAACAUGAAGGAGUACAUUGCUCGGUUUGGUCACGGGUCAGCUAAAUUAGCUCGUCAAGCACAAAGUAAGGAAAAAACACUUGCAAAGAUGGAGAGGGGAGGGCUGACAGAGAAGGUUGUCAGAGAUAAAGUUUUGGUUUUCCGGUUCACAGAUGUUGGAAAGCUCCCCCCUCCAGUGUUGCAGUUCGUGGAAGUGUCAUUUGGUUAUACGCCAGAGAAUAUCCUUUACAAAAACCUUGAUUUUGGUGUAGACCUUGACUCUAGGAUUGCUUUGGUCGGUCCCAAUGGUGCUGGAAAAAGUACACUCCUGAAGCUGAUGACAGGGGAUUUGGUUCCUCUUGAGGGCAUGGUGAGGCGGCACAACCAUUUGAGGAUUGCUCAGUACCAUCAGCAUCUGGCAGAGAAGCUUGACCUAAACAUGUCGGCUCUUCUAUAUAUGAUGCAAGAAUAUCCAGGAAAUGAAGAAGAGAAAAUGAGGGCGGCAAUAGGAAAGUUUGGGCUGUCUGGUAAAGCACAGGUAAUGCCUAUGAAAAAUUUAUCUGAUGGGCAGCGUAGCCGAGUUAUUUUUGCUUGGCUGGCUUACCGUCAGCCACACAUGUUGUUGCUAGAUGAACCUACUAAUCACUUGGAUAUUGAGACUAUUGAUUCAUUGGCCGAGGCCUUGAAUGAAUGGGAUGGUGGUAUGGUUCUUGUCAGUCACGAUUUCAGGCUUAUAAACCAAGUGGCUCAUGAAAUAUGGGUAUGUGAGAAUCAGAAAGUCACUCGUUGGGAAGGCGAUAUUAUUGCCUUCAAAGAGCAUUUAAAGAAGAAAGCUGGAUUAUCCGAUUGAGGCAAAGGAUUUUUAUAGUGGAUGAUUUGUCAAAAUGUUUACUAGUAUGUACACCUCACAUUCCGUUGUGCUUUAAUGAGCUAAGCUCCUUUCUGAUUAUGAGUCUCGAGCCAGCAUCAUUGAGCAUUACUGUUGAAUGAGUUUUUUUUGUUUUUUCUUUUUUUUUAUUUUUGUUCUUUUACUUGCGAUUACCCUAUAAAACAAUCUCAGUAGUUAACCAAUGAGACUGCCUUGUAAACGAGAUCAUAUGUGAACCUUUAUGUUUUGAAUAUAUAUUUACUAUUAUUUUUGUUCUC